AUACUCAUUUGUGGUAUAAUAUACUUGCAUCUGAUAGUAAUACAAUGUGUGAACUUUAAGUUAAAUCGCUUAAAAAUAUAUUUAGUCAUGACCACACCUCUUUUUCCCCAUAGAGACAGAAGGUGAUGCUCGGUGUUUGGCUGUUUUUGAGGCAAUGCAUAAUGGGAACUUGAACGUGGGAUAAUUGUUAUUUCACUGGUUGGGUGCUGCGGAGUCCGACCAAACAUACAUUUUUCAACUGUUCAUCAUUUUGUUGUCUUCUCUCAUUCGAGAGGCUGUUUGUGAGAUGUGGAAACAUCAGUUCGACGGGACGUUUUUCGCCUGAUAGGUACCUUUAACUACUUUCUCACUCACGUGAACCAGGCCUGCUCAACGGGCGCUGUCUGCAGACACGAUCCCGCAUUGAGCCGCUUGCCAAGAAAUGGACGAGGAGGAAAUCUGCCUGAUGUCUGUUUGGCAAAAAGAGAGUUCUCACCAGCCAGCUUUUGGCAGGGCCUCUGGGUCAGACAAAGGAUGUAAGUGAAAGUCCAGUGGGAAUUCUCUGUGUUGAUCAAGAAAAUCCUCAGCUCAACCCAUCCAGAGUGGGCGUCAUCUUGGAAGAGAAUGUGGUGAUGGAUGAACUGGCCAAUCUGCCUCAGGCCUUCUGUGUCCUUUUUGGGCUGUUGUAUGCUCUGCACCUGGAGUACCCCAAGUGCAUGAAAAACACUUUCAGCUUUAUUCAGCAGGAGGAUGGAGAACUAAUCCUUGAGGGGUUGUUGAACAUAUACUGGGGCCUACGGCGACCAAUCAGACUUCAGAUGCAUGAUGACAAUGAAAGAUUCCGUCUCAAUCGAAAUGAUAGACCUGUGUUGACAAAGCAACUACCUGCAGAAUCUAACAAUAAUACAGUAGGCAGAGAAACGGGACCAGCUAGUGGUGACAGGUGUGGUCAGGAGGAAGAGGAUUCUCCUCAGCUGCUGAGGACCAGGAGUGAUGCUUCCUUUAUGCGGGUUAAGAGGAGAUCAAACACACACACCAACAGAGACUUGCAGCGCUUGCGCACACACAGGUUCUCCAUCAAUGGACACUUCUAUAACCACAAGACAUCUGUUUUUACUCCAGCCUAUGGGUCGGUCACUAACGUACGAGUAAAUAGCUCUAUGACGACUGGGCAAGUCCUCAACCUGCUGCUACACAAGUUCAGGGUGGAGACUAAAUCAGAAGAGUUUGUCCUUUAUAUGGUUCAUGAAUCAGGUGAGAGGACCCGCCUGAGGGACAGUGAAUACCCACUGGUCGCCCGUGUGCUUUAUGGACCCUGUGAGAAAAUCUCCAAGAUCUUCAUCAUGGAGGCCGACCUGGGAGAGGAGGUCACGUAUCAUGUUGCCCAAUACAUAAAGUUUGAGAUCCCUGUUUUAGACAGCUUUGUAGAAAAACUUAAAGAGGAAGAGGAACGGGAGAUAAACAAAUUGACCAAAAAAUACAGCGCUCUGAGGUCAAUGAUUCUGCACCAGCUCAAAGGCAGAGCUCACACCAGUGACAGAGUGUAGAGUAAAUACUGAUAUAACCUGUGUGUGUGAGAGAGAGAGAGAUGGGUGCAACACUAAUGAUUAUUGAUUUACUAUAGAAAUGUUUUCAGAUACAAUAGGGAAUGUAGAGGUAAACAUGUCAAAGUAAAGGCUGCAAUAGAACCAUAUCAUACACCAAUGUGCUUCUCCUUUUAGAGUUGAAUAUCUCAGCAGCUUUGUAGGAUCUGCUGUUUCUACCACGUGUCACUGUUUUGGUAACUCUGCUAUUAAUACAUUUGCAUUUUGUACCAAACUUCUUACUGCAGGUAUAGAUAUUUAUACAAACUGUUUUUGGUGAUGUUUUCUCUGACUUGGACCUUUUUAUGUACACUAAUAAAUCAGUUUUAGUGUGGCCUUUAUAAAUGCUGCUGGAUAUCUGCUGACUCCCAGCUCAGGCUUCCCACAAAGAAAACAGCCUCUUUUUAUUAUUUCCUGAACUUCCACUGUAACUGGAGCACAGAUUAGCAUUGUUCUUCAGAGUGACCAUCUUUGCCAGCUAGUUCCCAUGAGUUGUGUGUGUGUGUAUGUGUGCAACCCUAUCAGCAUUACACAAUAAGGGUAUCCUGAGAGAGGGGGCUGUUCCUUUUUCCCACCAUUUCAUAAACAGCAACACUGUUGUGGUAGUUUGUCAAUCAACCCUGACCUUCAACAUUUACCUACAGUCAGUUCACAAUU
Messenger RNA from Monopterus albus (swamp eel), 2219 nucleotides. RefSeq names its product Ras association domain family member 4a (gene rassf4a). Gene Ontology annotation, biological process: signal transduction. The coding region runs from base 612 to 1526 and encodes 304 amino acids. NCBI's taxonomy places the organism in Eukaryota, Metazoa, Chordata, Actinopteri, Synbranchiformes, Synbranchidae. The transcript is spliced from 11 exons. The record is from RefSeq and is a predicted model, not a curated record.